Aspergillus nidulans FGSC A4 is the source of this 3583-nucleotide messenger RNA. RefSeq names its product Zn(II)2Cys6 transcription factor. Gene Ontology annotation, cellular component: nucleus. The coding region runs from base 732 to 3209 and encodes 825 amino acids. NCBI's taxonomy places the organism in Eukaryota, Fungi, Ascomycota, Eurotiomycetes, Eurotiales, Aspergillaceae. The record is from RefSeq and is a predicted model, not a curated record. Gene Ontology annotation, biological process: positive regulation of transcription by RNA polymerase II; regulation of DNA-templated transcription; DNA-templated transcription. The transcript is spliced from 9 exons. Gene Ontology annotation, molecular function: DNA binding; zinc ion binding; DNA-binding transcription factor activity, RNA polymerase II-specific.
UCGAGGAUCCCGUUUGCGGUGGCUCCUCCUUCUCUUCCUCAACGAUCGAACUGUGUUGCUCGUCCGGAUUCAACACCAGAGCGCAUUGGAAUAACGCGUGCUUCGUGGCCCCUGGUUGUGGCAGAGUCAACCUACGCACUCUGUACCUCCUAUCGCUGGCGACCGAUCUUGGCAUUAUUGAGCUCGAUCGCAAAACAUCCUACGUCCAUCGCCACGCUUCGAUCCCCGCUAACUCGUCCAACAUUGCUGGGGAGUCAUUGAGCAACUGAUAUCAUAGACCAUAUCAGCCGCAUCGCCUGCUUCUUUCCGGCUCACGUUUUGACCUUUGCUGAGUAGUACUCCUACAUCGCCUCUCACCCCGCGCUGAACCCCCAGCUGCCCGCCAAUACACACACACUACGUACAUUUCGAUUUCUCGCGCGGUCCAACUGUACAAGCGCUCGAGUGAACUGAUAAACCACGAGACGUUGAAGAAUAGCCGCUUCUAGAACACGGACUUGGUUAUUUUGACAGGCGGGCGUGACCGGGUAACUGUUGCGCCUACUCGUCGAGCCUCGUGCAACUGCCCCUGGAACUGCAUCAAGUCAGCAGUGGUUGCAUAAAUCACCGACACUCCGCACGGCUUAGUGACUGGUUGGACGCCAUCUGUGUCGUCGGUUAUUCCUAAAUCUUCUCGUCUCUUGUGCUGCCGUUCUAAAAUCUAUCUUGAUCCCGGCAUUGUUAGCGUCAAAAUGAGCCCAACUCCACCGUCUACAACCUCUUCUAGCAAUGGCCCUUCCCCGGAAGGCCAGUACAGAAUCGUUCGAAAGCGAAACCGAGUACCUCUCUCAUGCGGCCCUUGUCGGCAUCGAAAGCUGAAGUGCAACCGUGCGCACCCCUGUGAGAAUUGUGUCAAACGCGGCGACGCUCAUUCCUGCACAUACGCUCAAACAAAUUCUCGAAAGAAGAACUCGGCGAACCAGGCUGCUUCAACCUCUCCAGAUGACAUGCAGAACAGAAUCGACCGCCUGGAGGGCUUGGUACUAUCAUUGAUGACCAACGGGUCGCAAUCAGAGGGUCCCGCAGCCGCCAUGGCUGCUAUAUCGGGAACAAGUAGUAGCACAGGGUCCGCUCAGCAUGUCCAUGACUUGGAAAUUGAAGACGAGGGGCCUAACCAAGAGGAAAGUGAGACUGAACAAGUGACCAAGUCAUUCGGCAUCAUGAAAAUGGAUAACAACAAGUCAUACUAUAUCAGUGAUGCACAUUGGGCGUCAGUCCUCAGUGAGAUAUCGGAGGUCAAGAAUUAUUUCAACACGCAUAAGAAACAAUAUGAAGAGCAAGCGGAGAAGCUGAAGGCAACCAAACUUCCCACCGACGUUCCUGGCUCUACACUGCUCUUUGGGGCCAUGAAAGCGACUAGCAGAGCCGAAAUCAUGUCUUCAUUUCCUUCGAAAUACACAACGGAUAUGCUCAUAGCGCGGUAUUUCAACUGUUAUGACCCUGCGACUCACUUUCUUCAUGGCCCUACCUUUCAGGCUCAGUAUAAUAAACACUGGGAGGACCCCUCCCAGACCUGCAUUGUCUGGAUCGGAAUGCUCUUCGCCAUGAUGCGGCUCGCCAUGCUGUCGUAUUAUCGUGAAGGCGAUGAACCUCCUGAAUUUAGGGGCAAAUCAUUGGAUAUGGCUGGCACAUUUCGAAACCUUGUAGCAAUGUGUCUUACACUUGCCGAUUACACAAAACCCUACCCAUACCUCAUUGAGUGCUUAGCUUUCCACCUCCAUGGUGACUUUUGUCAGACAAAGGAAGCAGACGUCUCGGUUUGGGUCCUUAACGGUGUCAUUGUUCGACUGGCUAUGAGAAUGGGAUACCACAGAGACUCAAAGGCAUUCCCGAACAUCACACCUUUCCAGGGCGAAAUGCGCCGUAGGGUAUGGUCAUUUGUCAGGCAAGCGGAUCUGCUUUUUUCCUGCCAAGUUGGGCUACCUAGUAUGAUUCGUAUGGCCGAUAGUGAUACCGAACUUCCGCGCAACCUCUAUGAUGAUGAUUUCGAUGAAAACUGCAAGGAAUUACCCCCAUCACGACCUCCCAACGAACCCACACCACUCUCCUACCUUAUCACGAAGUCGCGAUUAGCGAACGUUCUGGGCCAGGCCAUUGAGCAGACCUCCUCCUUACAGAACACGCCAUAUGACAAGGUCAUAGAGAUGGAUUCAGAACUACGCCGAGCACGGGAUAUGAUACCGGAUCAUCUGCUUGUGCGCCCCUUCGAGGAGUCUUCGUUAGAUCCCCUGGGCCUUAUUAUGUCUCGAUUUUCUGUGAUGAGUGUUUACCACCGAGCGCAAUGCUUGCUUCAUCGUAAAUACAUUCUUCGGGCUCGCGAAAAUCCUCGGUUCAUACAUUCGCGUAGAACUUGUAUUGAUUCAGCCUUGGAAUUAUUACGUUAUCAGUCGAUGCUCCAUGUGGAAACACGACCGACAGGUCGAUUACGCAGCCGGCAGAACCGAGUAACUACGCUCAGCUCUAGCGAUUUCUUGCAAGCUGCAACGAUUAUCUGUCUUGAUCUUUACCAUGGUUACAAUCUACCCAGUGCUUCCAGGGCAUCUUCCGAUACCUAUGCCUGGGGAAGAGAUAGGCGGGAAGAGAUGAUGGCGGCUGUGCAGCGAAGCAAAGAAAUCUGGGAUGAACUCCGAGACGAGACCAUGGAUGCUUGGAAAGCCAGCGGUGUCCUCGGUGUGAUGCUUAAUGGCCUUCAGCAGCGGCAGAAUCUUGAAGGGACGCCCGUCACGCCCGCGUUUGAGCCUCAAGACGAGAAGCAAAGUGCCGCGAUGACUUUGGGAUUGCUCAGUAGCGGAAUGACGCCUAUUGGCCAAAGCGCAACGUUUAAUGAUGUGUCAUUGAAGCCUUCAGAACCCCCAUUGCCAACCCUAGGGGGAUUUGGAGGGCCAGAGACGAAUCCGGGUGCUUCCUCUAUUUUCAAUAACAUGUUCGGACAGAUGCCUGAUAUGCAGGUGAAUCUCGACUGGGAUGCUUGGGACAAUUAUAUCCAAGGUGGGACGCUUGACACGUCAGCCACAUGGUGGACCCCUAUGGAUAUUCAACAAAACUCCGGUCCAUUAUCCCCCUCACAACUGCCGGCGACACAGAGUAACCCUACGGAGAGAAUCCGGACUGUACCUCGGACAACAAAUUUGUUUCCUAACAACGGGUACGAGAACGAUGGCCUAACAUGAACACCGGGCCACUCUAUGGUCAAUGACCUCACCUGUUUCGUUGCUGUUGACGAUUAUAUCGAGUUGCGUAUUACGAAGACAUGAAAAGUCAGCUUUAUCUGCAUAUAAAAUAUGCGGCUCAAGACGGUACCAUUUCUUUUAGUAUAUCUAUGCUGUUGGUGAAAUUUUCUCAUCCUUGUCUACCCUAGGUUCCUGGGAACCUUUGGGUUUUGUAUGAAUAUGCUCUGCAUCUCCGCUCCUGAAGCGUAUCUAAUGGUUAUGACGGGAUACAAGAUUGAUGUGCCGGGUGGUGGCGGGUGGCUUGAAAAGCUAUAGCACCGACUGACAUGUGAUAAGCCUUGCGUGUACAUUAAAGAAUCAGUAUAUCUUCAAAU